CUGUCGAAAUCUUAUAACAUACUGUUUGUUUCGCUAUAUUUCAUGAUAUUGACCUUUGCAUCUCUAAUUUCCCAGCUUUUGUUCGUCUUCGUUAGAACACACUCUCGACCCCAUUAGAUUACUUCGCCUUUUAUAAUUCAGACUCAACAUCAACAUGGGCGACGACUCUUGUCACCCGGCAGCCCCAGUACAUCCUCAGGAUGAAAGAGCCGCUUUGACGUCAAGGUUAAUUCCUACCAUGACCCUUUCAACUUCAGACAACCCUUUGACAGCGCCAUUGCCACCAACGACAUCAACAUCACCUGCUGAGAGAGCAGCAGCAAGAUUUCAAGUCAACGGCAAUGCAGUCCUCACCGGUGGUGCUGGCACUUUAGCGUUGGCUUCUGCUCGCGCUUUGUUGGAGCAUGGUCUGUCGUCCCUGGUCUUAAUGGACUUGCAGUCGACCAUCGCCCAUUCUCAACAAUCUAUUUCUGCCCUACAACAGGAAUUCCCCAACAUUCCAAUUCACACUGUCCACGUCGAUGUAACUUCCGAGACCGAGGUGGAGCAUGCUUUUGACGACGCUCGUAAGCUGAUGGGCUCAAUCGAUGUAUUGUGCUGUUUCGCUGGCAUCGUUGGCUGUGUGCACUCAGCCUCUGUCUCAGCUACUCAAUUCCGCAAGGUGGUCGAUGUUAAUUUGACAGGGUCAUUCCUCUGCGCUCAAGCUGCGGCAAAGCACAUGAUAGAGUCCAAAUCCGGGGGUUCUAUUCUUUUCACUGCCUCAAUCUCGGCCCAUUCCACAAAUUUUCCUCAGCCUCAAGCCGCCUACAACGUCAGCAAAGCUGCUGUAGCACACUUGACCCACAAUCUUGCAGCCGAAUGGGCUGUUCAUGGUAUCAGGGUCAACUGCAUCUCUCCAGGCUAUAUGGAUACGGUCUUGAACGCCGGUGACAACCUCAAGCCGGUUCGUGAGAUAUGGGUAAGCCGUUGUCCAAUGGGUAGAAUGGGCGACGUUGAAGAAAUCACCGGUCCAGUGGUGUUGCUAAGUAGUCAGCGGGCAGGAAGAUACAUCACUGGAGCUGAUUUGCGAGUCGAUGGUGGUGCUUUAUGUUUCUAGAGGUAGAACACAUCUCUGUCAGCUGUAAUCACGCCGUUUGCUUUGCCGGUCAAGCCAUUUGCUGGUCAAGCCAUUUGCUGGUCACGCUGUUUGCUGGUCAAGCCAUUUGCUAGUCACGUCGUUUGCUG
This is a messenger RNA of Exophiala mesophila, 1224 nucleotides long. RefSeq lists its product as uncharacterized. Gene Ontology annotation, cellular component: intracellular anatomical structure. NCBI's taxonomy places the organism in Eukaryota, Fungi, Ascomycota, Eurotiomycetes, Chaetothyriales, Herpotrichiellaceae. The transcript has a single exon. The record is from RefSeq and is a predicted model, not a curated record. Bases 155 to 1096 code for a protein of 313 amino acids. Gene Ontology annotation, molecular function: oxidoreductase activity, acting on NAD(P)H, oxygen as acceptor.